This is a messenger RNA of Ipomoea triloba (trilobed morning glory), 3420 nucleotides long. Its product is annotated as FT-interacting protein 3. The record is from RefSeq and is a predicted model, not a curated record. The coding region runs from base 176 to 3235 and encodes 1019 amino acids. The transcript has a single exon. NCBI's taxonomy places the organism in Eukaryota, Viridiplantae, Streptophyta, Magnoliopsida, Solanales, Convolvulaceae.
UCUCUCUCUCUCUCACUUCACCUUCCUACUCGAAUCCAGCUCUCUUUCUUUCCAGUCAGUACAGUGAUGUAAUCUCAUUCUUCUCUUUCUGACUCCUAAGACUAUUUAGUAUAGUAUAUACACUUGUGUUUUUCUAUCUUACGUUUCUAGAGAGAGAUAGAGAGAGAAGGCGGCCAUGAACUGCGGGAAGGAGAGGCUGGUGGUGGAGGUGGUGGCGGCGCACAACCUGAUGCCGAAAGACGGGGAGGGGUCGUCGUCGGCGUUCGUGGAGGUUGAGUUUGAGAACCAGAGACAAAGGACUCAGGUGAAGCACCGGGAUUUGAACCCGGUUUGGAACGAGAAGCUUGUUUUCCAUGUGAACGAUGUGGCGGACCUGCCUUACCGGAGCGUGGAGGUGAACGUGUUCAACGAGCGGAGGUCGACCAACGGGCGGAACUUUCUGGGGCGGGUCUUGGUUUCCGGGUCGAGCGUGCCCCGGGAAGGAGAGGAGGCCACGCAGCUCUACACGCUCGAGAAGCGGAGCCUCUUCUCGCACGUCCGAGGGGAGAUAAGCCUCAAGCUUUAUCUCUCCACGACCGAGGAAGCCAAACAGGUCCUCAAUGGAGGCGGAGAUGGUUUGGUUUCAUUCAACGUGACACCGAACGGGAAAAAGAGCAAGAAGAUGCAGCAGGCGGCCGCGGGGACCAACAUGGUGGUUCAGCUCGGCCAGGAUAACAACAACAAUAAACUGAUGAACCCCCAAAACCAGAGCCAUUCCAAGCCGGUGGACCCCACUCCGGGCGACAUAAAGCCCGUCGUCAUAACAACCGUCCAGGGGCCUACCAUUCCGGCCGCGGGCGGGGCUGUGGGUGCCGCCGGAGGCGGCGGAAUGGCCGGAAUGGGCGUCUACUCCGCCGCCGCACAAAACGAGUAUUCUCUGAAAGAAACUAGGCCCCACCUAGGCGGAUUAAACAAAGACAAGACAAGCUCAACCUACGACCUGGUCGAGCAAAUGCAGUAUCUCUACAUAAGAGUGGUGAAAGCACACAACUUUCAUCAUCUCUUCGGCGGCGGGGACCUGGUCGGGGAGGUGAAGCUCGGGAACUACAGAGGAAUCACGAAGAGAGUCCCCACCGCCAACCCGGAGUGGGACCAGGUCUUCGCGUUCUCCAAGGACAGCAUUCAAUCCUCGUUCGUCGAGAUCUUCGUGAGGGAAACCAACAAAGACGAUUUCUUAGGCCGCGUUUGGUUCGACCUAAAUGAGGUCCCCAAGCGGGUCCCGCCGGACUCCCAACUCGCGCCGCAGUGGUACAGAAUGGAAGACAAGAAAGGCGACAAGUCCAAAGGUGGCGAAAUCAUGGUCUCUACCUGGUUCGGAACCCAAGCCGACGAGGCCUUCGCCGAGGCCUGGCAUUCAAAGGCGGCCAACGUGGCACUGGACGGUCUGAGUUCGAUAAAGUCCAAGGUUUAUCUCUCGCCCAAGCUGUGGUACUUGAGAAUGGGCGUGAUUGAAGCGCAGGACAUUGUUCUGGGCGAGAAAGGGUCGUCGAUUAUGAGGUACCCAGAGCUUUUCGUGAAAGUUCAGGUUGGGAAUCAGGUUUUAAGGACACGAGUUUCAGUUCCUACGGCGAACAGAACUCUGUCGAAUCCGUUCUGGAACGAGGAUUUGAUGUUUGUGGUUGCAGAGCCGUUUGAGGAUUUAAUAUUAAUCUCCGUUGAAGAUCAUGUCGCUCCCAACAGAGACGAGGUUGUCGGGCGCCUUAUUUUGCCGGUUUCCUUCGUGGAAAGGCGGCUGAACGAGAAACCGCUGGCGCCUAAGUGGUUCAACCUCGACCUUCAUUUCAACAACCCGAAUGAUCAGUCCAAGGCCAUGGCGGCGGCCGUGAGAUUCGCGUCACGGAUUCACCUCCGCGCGUCGUUGGACGGCGGGUAUCAUGUCCUAGAUGAGGCCACAAUGUACAGCAGCGAUGUCAGGCCGACGGCUAAGCAGCUUUGGAAGCCUCACAUUGGAGUUCUCGAAGUGGGAUUCCUGGGCGCUGCUAAUCUUGUUCCCAUGAAAAUGAAGCAGGGCAAAGGAGGCUCCACGGAUGCCUAUUGUGUUGCAAAAUAUGGCCAGAAAUGGGUCCGAACCCGGACCGUGGUGGAUAGCAUGGCCCCGAAAUGGAAUGAGCAGUACACAUGGGAAGUGUUUGAUCCCUGCACGGUGAUCACCAUUGGGGUGUUUGAUAAUUCCCGGGUGGAGAAGAACAUGGCCGGGGCUCCAGGGAAUACCCGGGACCCGAGGAUUGGGAAGGUGAGGAUCAGGCUGUCAACUCUUGAGACUGAUAGAGUCUACACCAAUGCAUAUCCCCUGCUCAUGCUUCAUCCUUCUGGGGUGAAGAAGAUGGGGGAGCUUCACUUGGCUGUUCGGUUUUCGUGUUCUAACAUGGUGAAUAUGCUGCAUAUGUACACAAUCCCAUUGCUCCCAAAGAUGCAUUAUGUGCAGCCAUUGUCUGUGAAUCAGCUCGACAGCCUGCGCUACCAGGCGAUGAAUGUGGUGGCGGGGAGGAUGAGCAGGGCGGAGCCGCCUCUGGGGCGGGAGGUUGUGGAGUAUAUGCUUGAUCAUGAUUCUCAUAUGUGGAGCAUGAGGAAGAGCAAGGCUAAUUUUUUCAGGCUGAGAGGGAUUCUGACCUGGGCUUUCAACUUAAGCAGGCUGCUGGAGUCUUUGAGGAACUGGAACAAGCCAGUGAAUUCAACCCUGUUUCUGAUCACCUUCUUUGUGCUGGUCAUGAUCCCUGAGCUUAUAAUCCCUUUUGUGUUCCUAACCAUGGCAGUGACAGGGUUGUGGCGUUACAGGUCCCGCCCACGCCUCCCUCCCCACAUGGACACGCGCCUGUCCUACGCUGAGAAUGUGCACCCUGAUGAGCUGGACGAGGAGUUUGAUAGCUUCCCCUCGAGCAGGAACGCUGAGGUUGUCCGCCUGAGGUAUGACCGAUUGAGGAGCGUGGCCGGGAGGAUUCAGACUGUGGUGGGUGACAUGGCGACUCAAGGAGAGAGGUUCCAGUCGCUGCUGAGCUGGCGUGACCCGAGAGCCACGUUCUUGUUUGUGAUGUUCUGCUUCCUGGCUGCAUUUGGGUUCUACAUGGUGCCAAUUAGGUUGGUUGUGGCUCUCUGGGGGAUUUACUUGCUGAGGCCACCCAAGUUCAGAAACAGGCUGCCAUCCCCUCCUGUCAGUUUCUUCAAGAGGCUGCCCACCAGAGCUGACAGUCUGCUGUAAAGCAGCUGGAAAACAACAGUCUCUUUGAUAGGAUUAGGAAUUGGAUCAUUACCUUUUCAACUGCUUCUCUUUUGCUGUAAAUUAUGGUCUGUAGAACAUUGGCAUGGUGGGUAUGUUAUUGGUUUUUGUUGUUGUCAUAAGGACAUUAAGUAGUUAAUGCUCAAUUUGGUAUUUUCCUUCUAAAA